AUGCUUGUUUCGGUGUUUAUGGCUCUGCUUCUACCAAGCGUGGCCAUCAGCGCUGUUUUCGUAGUGUACAUAUGCCUGUUAUGGUAUGCUACGAAUAACCAGGAGCACCCCGAGGUUCGGUUGCCGGUGAAGCAGGUUUCGCAAAAGGGGUUCUCAGCCUCUGAACUGGACAAGUUGCCUAAAAUCACAGGGAAAGAUCUGACGACGGAGAGGACGGAGUGCGCGGUGUGUCUUGACGAGAUAGAGGGAGAGCAAGUGGCCCGGCUGGUUCCCGGUUGCAAUCACGCUUUCCAUCUGCUAUGCGCCGACACCUGGCUUUCUAAGCACUCGUUUUGUCCAGUUUGCAGGGCCAAACUCCACCUUCAUCAGGAUCUUCCUCAGUACUCUGUCACUUGUUCUGAAAAUCCCUGCUAA
Molecule: messenger RNA, 414 nt
Organism: Prunus mume (Japanese apricot)
Lineage: Eukaryota; Viridiplantae; Streptophyta; Magnoliopsida; Rosales; Rosaceae
Product: RING/U-box superfamily protein
Source: RefSeq, a predicted model, not a curated record